UGCAAAAAAUUAGUAUACAUAAACGACAAGGAUUUGAUUACGAAUUUUAUAUUCUUUCUCCUUACUACCUUUUUUAUGAUUGUGCGUAUAUAAAGUAAUCAUUUAGCUUUUUGUGUUUUUCUUGUUUUGUUUUUUGGAAACAAUACCUGUCUCUUCCCGUGCUGUGCCACACACCGUCCUUGUGUUUUGUGGACAACAUAAAUUAUUGCGGUUUCAAUGCUAAAAAUGCAUUUUUCGGGAUAAUUCAAGGAACUCUUGCCUUUAUUGACAAGCAAGGCGCUGUCCCUCGCCACCUGUGGUGAAUUGUACAACAGCUGUGUUUGUAGCACAAUGAGAGCUAAGGCUCGAAUGUUAGCUCUUUGAUAAUGAGGGCCUGUCUCGUCUUAACCCUAGGUCUUUAGGUGUUUACCAGGUGUACACUUGUAAGCGUGCACCUGACAUGCAGCUCCUGCUGUUAAAAUACAGACCAGAUAUUACUACUACUCAGAUAAUUUCAUUUAAUUUUGUUGAAACUUGGUGUGUAUAUACACAGACAAUAAUGAUAUUUAUCUCCUGAAAUUCUGAAAGAAAGUUUCUGCAACUUCAGUAUAUAUCUGCUAUCUUAGAUUUCAUUUUCUGGACAAAAUGUUUGGAAUUUUCAGACACAGUUUUAAAGUCUUCUUUAAAUUUAACUUAAAUGCUGAGCUCUUGACCUUUCACAACAUGCAAACAGAAGUAUGGAUUUUUAGUUAAAUUGAGUAAUUUUAUCUUAAAAUCAGGCCAUAUUUUUCAGAAAUCUAGAAAGUUUCCCUAGCUACUAGAUAGAUAGAUGUGCAUAUUUUACAUGGCUAGCCUCACAAAUAUCGAGAGAUACACCCCAUCUAUUAUUUCCAGGAGGUGCCGUGGCUUAGAUGGGGAGUCCUAGAGUAUUUAAUGCUCAUUUUGUGCUACACAGACCCAAUUAGGGUCCGCGCUUCCCCAAUUUCCUCACAUGGCUUCGGUAAACCCAGGGCUAUUGCAACAUUCACUCGCCCAUUUUAAAUCGCAGUCAAGGGGAAUCGAAUCCCGGCCGUUGUAAUCAUUAAACUGCGGCAUCACAAAGUAAUCUAGCUACUAAGUAAUUUACCUUAGCAACCACACAAAUUGUUUAUUUGAGUAUUAUUUGAGUUUUUAAGACCAUAAACUUCAAGGCAUCCAGGCUCUGCUCUGUCCCUCUAUCUAUAUAUAUAAUCAGGUGAUAUUAAAGAUUCUGCCUCAUAUGGUGGAAAUCAAUCACACAACAUGCAUAAUGGAAACAACACUGCUCCUGCUUUAUGGAAGGCAGGAGUGUGCUGUGGGGUAGUUUAUUUGAUCCAUGAUCUUUGCAGCAUUUAGGAAGUUAGUGUGUGAGUUAUAUGCACUGUUAUAUAUUUCACAGCCAAAACAUCUGCAGAAAAAAGAGUUUUCUCUGGAAUUGACUGGUGCAGACUUCAUUUUUAGUCCAACAUUUUAAUAACAUGAUUCGGUUUGCUGUUGUCCACAGAGCUAAAGAUGGACUUGCCUUGUCUGCUUCAACAGACAUGGACAAUGGCGUGGAAUUACGAGAAAGUAAAAGAUAUGCAAAGCUAGUAUCCAGAAAGUCAAGACAAUUUCCUGUUCGAAGUUGGAUGGCUGUGGGUCGAUUUCGAAUUUUCUUCUUUACAGAAUCAGAUGUGUGCUUUCUGUUGAUCAGUGAGUCAACAUUUGCACCUGUGUUGGCUUACAGUUUUUUAGAUGAUUUGAAAAGAGAAUUUCUUAGUAAAUAUACCAGAGGAGCUGUCAAUAAAGCUGUCCGGCCUUAUUCUUUCAUAGAAUUUGAUGCUUACAUACAAAAAACCAAACAAAAAUACAACAACACAAGAACAUUAUACACAAGAAUAGAUCUAUCUAGCAUAAGUGAAGAAUUAAAAAUUAACGCCCCUUUCGAAGUGAGUGAAAGAGAUCUCGGUCAGUCUGGCAUCGUGUCAAAUGGGAUAACAAAGACAACAACAUCACUUCCUUCUCCUGUUCGCAAGCUAUCUCCUCUAACCACCAUAGCUUCAAUUUCAUUAGCUCUGUCUGGAGUGUGUACAGUGUUAAAUAUUAUUAGAUUAAUACCUUUCAUAAGUGAACAUACAGGCGAUUUCAACAAUGAAAGUCCUUGGAUGUGGAUAAGUUUCUGUUUUUUUCUAUCAGCGACAGUUAAUCUUCUUCAGUGUUACGUGUUGUUGUAUCCUGUCUGUCAGCGAGUGCUUAUCAACGCAACAUGCUUCGCAGUUGGAAUGUGGUUGCUCUACUGUUUGUACGACUUAAGAAACUUAAUUCAAAUCGCUUUUCAUUUCAUCUCGUCAGGACUAAUCACGUUUAACACGUGGAAUCGACCGCUACUUGGUAAAUUACCGAAUUAUAACGUGUAGUAACGUGUAACAAAAAACAUAUCUCUGAUUUGCAGAAGAGAUUUUAGAAGAAUGGAGAGUUUCAUAACUGUAAGGUGUUCUUGAAGAAACGAAAAGUAAUGAAAAGUACGAAUAGACUUCAGACGGAAUAACCAAUCAGACUAUAGUGCGCUAAUGACGUCAUAGACUUCAAUACUUCUCGCAUAACCUGCAAUGCGAUAUGGUAAUUUGAAAAAGUUUUUUUAAACAAUUUCAUAGAAAAUAUUCCAUAAUUUAUAUUGUUUCAUAUAUUUCUUUCCACCCGCCUUAAAAGCGCUGGUGAAUUAUUUAUGCAGAGCAAAGAAAUAUAUGAUUUUUUUUCUUGGUUGAA
Molecule: messenger RNA, 2742 nt
Organism: Hydractinia symbiolongicarpus
Lineage: Eukaryota; Metazoa; Cnidaria; Hydrozoa; Anthoathecata; Hydractiniidae
Product: vesicle-trafficking protein SEC22a-like
Exons: 6
Coding region: 1476-2393 (305 amino acids)
Biological process (GO): retrograde vesicle-mediated transport, Golgi to endoplasmic reticulum; endoplasmic reticulum to Golgi vesicle-mediated transport; vesicle fusion with Golgi apparatus
Cellular component (GO): endoplasmic reticulum-Golgi intermediate compartment; ER to Golgi transport vesicle membrane; Golgi membrane
Molecular function (GO): SNAP receptor activity
Source: RefSeq, a predicted model, not a curated record